This is a messenger RNA of Aspergillus fumigatus Af293, 1656 nucleotides long. NCBI's taxonomy places the organism in Eukaryota, Fungi, Ascomycota, Eurotiomycetes, Eurotiales, Aspergillaceae. The record is from RefSeq and is a predicted model, not a curated record.
AUGGCUACGGUGUUGGUACAGCAAACGCUGCGACAUGCCACCCCUCCGCCAGCGGGAAUCUCCUCGUCCCUGAAUCUCACCAGAACCCCGUCGCCGGUGCCAAACAAACAUUUACCUGUGUGUCCGCCGGGGACUUCGACAGCAGCUUUGCGGACUGCUGUACAAUCAACUAAAGAGGAUAAGAAGGUCACGUCGCUUCUCUAUCCUCCCGACACGUUCUUGCGUGUAAACAAAUCCCCCUCGAUAUACUCGAUCGACAUUGUAACCUUAGCCGCCGCCUUGGAUUAUUGGGCUUCUCAACCCUUGCCAGAUCCCAGCCAGGUAUUUCCUUGGCUCCAUGGACUUCACCCGGAAAAUCAUCUACAACUGGGGUUUUUCACAAACCGGAGACGUUCUCUUCGCCGGAUUCCUCAAUGUUGGAGGGGCAUCACGAUCGUUAAAGUCGGUGGUGAUCUUAGUACAUCCAGACUCAAAGGUGCCGUGUCUCCCAGUGAGAUCCUUGCCCCGUCCGGCUGGGAUUUCAUUCCAAGCGACCCCAAGGAGGGAUUCUCUGUUCGCAAUUUUCAGAUACAAACCCCAAAGUUGGCUACUCUAUCAGACAUUGUUGUCUACGGCCAAGACGGUGUCCAUAAAAAGCAGCUCUUAGAAGUUGCUGAGAAAAUCGCCACUGCACAGUACCGUUGGAGAAAUAAGAAUGACCCAGAUGGCUUGCUUCCAACCUACCAUACAUUCAUCCUCUCAAUUCACUGGGAGCGGCUCGAAAUGUGCGAGAUGACCAAAGCUUCUGAGAUCUCUAAAAAUGUCUGGCAAGGGCCGACUCCUGAUUACAUAUUGCAAUGUGGAUCAGGCGACUCCGUGCAUGUCGAAGAUUUUGACCUUUUGAUUGAGACAAGUGAUCUUGCCAGCAUCCCUGGCCCUCGAUACCUGGCUAAACUCAAUAGGCAGCUGGAUGAUGACGACGGCCCUCUGCGGCUAGAAUUCCCGUCUUCCGGGUCGCUUGUCGUCCCAUCCGCUGAAACAAGAGAAAUAGACGACCUCGUAAGCACUGUACGAUGGAUCUAUUAUCUAGCGAACCCAGACGAGCCGGAAUCUCCCACAGAUGUUGGUGGAGAUAUUGCUAUGACGCCUCUUCAACGGAAGCCUCGCAGGAUUCUUAUACACUGUCCAGACGGCUAUACUGAGUCUUCACUAUUGGUCAUCGCUUACUUGAUGUUUGCUGAAGGUAUACCGGCUCAUGAGGCAUGGCUGCGACUUCAUUGCGACAGGAAGCGUAAUUUCUUCGCAUACCCGUCUGAUGUCACUUUUCUGAGCACCAUUCAAACAAGACUUUUGCAUGAGAGUCCUGCGACGCACUCAGAGAGUCUCUCGAGCGUUCCAGAUCCGCCAUGGUUCCGGUACUGUGAUGGAUCACUUCCCAGUCGAAUUCUCCCAUAUAUGUAUCUUGGCAAUCUGGGCCACGCCAACAAUCCUGAAAUGCUCUGGGCUCUUGGAAUUCGGCGCAUUCUGAGCAUUGGAGAGUCAGUCUCAUGGAGAGAUUUUGACAUUGCUCGGAUGGGCCCAGAGAACGUGAUGCAUAUAACUCAGGUUCAAGACAAUGGAAUAGACCCGUUGACUCAGGAAUUCGACCGAUGCUUGGAAUUCAUCAGUGAGUUCUGA